Rangifer tarandus platyrhynchus (Svalbard reindeer) is the source of this 408-nucleotide messenger RNA. NCBI's taxonomy places the organism in Eukaryota, Metazoa, Chordata, Mammalia, Artiodactyla, Cervidae. The record is from the annotation of a GenBank genome assembly.
AUGGAGACCCGGCGCCCAGCGCGGACCUGGGCCCACGCGACCAGCCGGAACCCGCGGGCUCCCCGGGCAGCCGAGAGGGCGUACUUCAGCAGGGGAGUGGACAGCAGCCCCCAGUGCGUCCACAUCGGGGAUAGCACUGUCUGUGCCAGAGAGCCCCCCGCCAAGGGACAGGGCAACCUGGACAAAGCUCAGAGCGCCCCACUGAGAGACGCACCCCAGAGGUUACUGGAAGUGAGUCUCUGCCUGCGUAGAACUGCAGCUGAGAUGCUGUGCACGGUCACAGACAGCAAAGGAAAGUCUGCUCAUGGAAUCCGGUGCUGUGAAGAGGCUGAAAGAGUGAGCCUGCAGCAGGCAGCCCCAGGCCUCUUGGACCUGAGCACGAACCAGGACGUGGUGUGGAGGGUGUGA